AGAGGCAAUUAAUUUUUCCUCCGUCUUGUGCACCAGAUGGAACAACUGUUUACAGUUUAUACACGUACAUGUGUCGACAUUGACCAAAGUAAAAAAAGUACACAAUUUUUUAAAUAUUAGUUGUCUGUUGGGAAGACAAGCUCAAAACUUAAUAAGUUCAUGUACCAGUACAUUUUGUUGUACAAUUUGCCCAAAAUGGCUUUCAUUUUUACACUGCUGAUGAUGCUGUGUGCAUCUCAAGUGUCGUGCUGUGAAACUUCCUGUGGUGGACUGCGACUGGAACACAAACUGUUCAGCGCUGACCACAGGGCCCUCGUGAAUUCUGUGUACAAGAAGAAAACUGCAGCUUCUCAAGUCAUCUGCGGUCGAGAAUGCAGCAUGGAUCCCGAGUGCAGGUCUGUCAACUACCACAAAUGCAGGAAGCUGUGCGAACUCAGCACCGCUACCCGCAGAGAGUUUCCUGAAGCUUUCGUGGAAGGCCAAGGCAGCGUGUAUUUUGAUGCAGAUGAGAAGACGCCGCUCUUUUCAUUGGCUCGCAACCACUCCACCCGUUACCUAAGUUGCGAGCAGCUCUUCGACGCAGGCUUUUGCUCCAGUGGCGUCUAUACCAUUCACCCACACGGCUUUGACAAAGGCGGGCUACGUGUCGACUGCGACAUGGCGACUGACGACGGGGGAUGGAUCAUGUUCCAGAGGCGGCAAGAUGGCAGUGUGGACUUCUACCGUACCUGGGCUGAGUACCAGUCUGGCUUUGGCAAUCUGUCCGGUGAGUUCUGGUUGGGCAAUGACAACUUGGCAAAACUCAUGUCGGACAAUCUUCAAGUAAAGUGGGAACUUCGUGUCGAUUUGAUGGACUGGGGAAACAACACUGCAUGGGCCAAGUACCAAGAUUUCACAAUCUCUGGGACUAAGUACACUCUGUCGUUCAGCACAUAUGAUGUCAACAGCACAGCUGGCAAUGCUCUUGGAAGACAAAACGGGAUGCCAUUUACAACGAAAGACAAUGAAAAUGACAUAUGGCAAGGUGGGAACUGUGCAAAUUUCUUUCACGGUGCCUGGUGGUACAAAGAUUGCACCAGUACUAACUUGAAUGGAAGAUAUUACCCAUAUAGAAAUGUCAAGUUUAAUCAAGGCAUCAAGUGGAAUCUCUGGGUAGGAAGAAAACAGUCUCUCAAACAAUGCAGCAUGAAAAUGCGAGAAAUUUAGACAAUUAGGCCAAAAAAAAUAGUUCUGCUUCCGAUUACAUGCCUUUCAAAAAUAGGA
Messenger RNA from Patiria miniata (bat star), 1263 nucleotides. Its product is annotated as ficolin-2-like. Bases 160 to 1206 code for a protein of 348 amino acids. The transcript has a single exon. The record is from RefSeq and is a predicted model, not a curated record. Lineage: Eukaryota; Metazoa; Echinodermata; Asteroidea; Valvatida; Asterinidae.